AUGUGGAAGAUAUCAGAAGACUAUUCCAAUGGCAUCUUCUACUUGAGUCUUUGGCCUUUUAGCGGCACCAUGAUGGUUCUCGCAGACGCUGACGCGGCGUCGCAGCUCGAUAGCCUGGCUCUCGGUAAAGGGCUCGACAUAAUCGACCCCAUUGAGAAGGUCACUGGUGGAAAGAGCCUGUUGACCAUGAAAGGAGAUGAAUGGAAGCACUGGCGACGCUUGUUCAAUCCGGGUUUCAGUGCUGGGUACAUGAUGGGCUCGACGUCUGUCAUCGCAGAUGAAGUGGGCAUUUUUCGCCAGAAACUUCUGGCCAAAUGCACAACAGGACAGAGCGAAGUGUUCUUACUCGAGGAUCUGACCCUGAAGAUGACCUUCGAUAUAAUCGGGUCUGUUGUGCUAGAUACUCGACUUGGUCAUCAGACGCGGGAUCACCCUUUAGCAGCUGCUCUUCGAAAGCAGAUAGAAUGGACUUCCUUCCGCGAGCCGCUGAACCCUCUAGAAAGAUAUCUCACAAUCCGUCCGCUCGUUCUCUGGCUCAACGGGAAGAAGUUGGAUCGGUAUCUAUCUGCGGAGAUCAAUAAGAGACUUGCGGAGCGUUCUGCAAAUCUGUCCAACUCAAACGGCACAACGCGCUCGAAGUCGAUAGCUUCGCUUUUCAUCGAUGAUUAUCUUAAGGAAUUGGGAGAGGAAAAUCUAGGCAAGAGAGAGAAUCCGGACACCAUGCAGAAGAUCAAACAUAUCAUCACACCCCAGAACGGACCCAUCACAGGUUCAGGAUAA
Messenger RNA from Colletotrichum tamarilloi, 780 nucleotides. RefSeq names its product AflN/verA/monooxygenase. NCBI's taxonomy places the organism in Eukaryota, Fungi, Ascomycota, Sordariomycetes, Glomerellales, Glomerellaceae. The record is from RefSeq and is a predicted model, not a curated record. The coding region runs from base 1 to 780 and encodes 259 amino acids. The transcript is spliced from 3 exons. Gene Ontology annotation, molecular function: iron ion binding; monooxygenase activity; heme binding.